Messenger RNA from Adineta ricciae, 1497 nucleotides. Lineage: Eukaryota; Metazoa; Rotifera; Eurotatoria; Adinetida; Adinetidae. The record is from the annotation of a GenBank genome assembly.
AUGGCUACUCCUAGUGCUACUAGCAGUAUACCACCGCCGCCGACGUUUGACGAAGUACAGAAAACUCUAACUAAAACAUCUUCAAAACCGGCAUCAAUAUUCAGCAGUGACGAUUUCCUUUACAACUUCCUCAGUAAUUGCUCUCAUUGUCAGCGUAUAGUCUCUAUGAAUAAGGAACCAAGUUUUCAAUGUGAACAAUGUCCACAAGGUUUCGGUGUCUGUGCUGAAUGUAAGCCAUUGAUGGCUACACAUCAUCCUUCCGCACAUGUAUUUUCACAAAAGCCUCUCGAUCAUUGGGCAAGAGAAGCAUACGGCUAUUUUCACUUAGAUGUCAAAUGUGAUAGCUGCUCUGCACGACAUUUCAACGGAAACCGGCGCCAAUGUGAAGAAUGUCCAGUAACUUAUGAUCUUUGUGACAAAUGUUUUGGAAAGAAGCAUAUAGAGCAUCAGAUGAAAUAUAUACAAAAUCCUCUGUUAUAUAAUAAUAAUCGACGAGCGUUAGCUCGACGAACGAUAGCUUUGGCUGAAAAGAGCAAUGAUGGCGAUCUUAAUUGGCGUGACUCAUCGACUGGGUGGACGAAAUCCGAUGCUGAAUUAGUUGAUCAACAAGCAAAACAAGAGCAAGCGAAUUAUUACAAUCGAUUACAACAAAUUCGCGAUAACGACAAAGAAUUUGCGAAACAACUGCUUUAUGAUACACAACGACGCAUCCAGGACACAUUUUCUGACGGUUGGAGUCGAUUGGCGUCGAUAUUUAAAAUGCUCAAAACAAUUGAUUAUGAACGAAUAAAACAAGGUCAAUCACGCGAUCCUAUUCUUCGUUUUGAACGGAUUAAACUUGAGGAAAAGUCUACACGAAUUAAUGCGUAUAAAUAUGUACUGGUCCAAACAGAGAUCAGUCUCUGUGAUAGAGGAUCUUCUUCUGUCCUUCGAAACACCAAAACUAAACUUAAUUCACCUACUGGCCAUGUUGGUGUCAAUGUAACAUGGACAUUUGAAGUUGGUAAUAUCACAAGAAUUCAUAUGGCUAUCUAUAAAAUGCAGCCAGCUCAAUGGGCCGCUAUUGGUCUUAAUCGUAAUCAAUCCAUGGCCCCAGCUCAUGUGUUUGUUUGUAGACGACUCGCUAAUGGUACUAUUGAUGUGAAUAGAUAUAUGAAUCCUGGCAUGCAUCUUCAUCCUGUUCCGGCUGGAAUAGCGCAAGGUGGAGUGUUUACAGCAGAAAAAGCUACAUUUGAUGCAGGUGUAGUUAUUUGUCAAUUUACAUUAUCAAAUUUUACUACUAUGGAAAUGACAAACUCGAACGAUGUACCGAUACUUUCACAAUCGACACUCUAUCAUCCGUUAGUUGCUAUUGGACCACUCAAUGCUACAAAUAGUAUGAAAGAACAUGGCAUUGAUUCCCACAAGGCUCUCCCUCAGCUUGUACAACUCAAUCGUUCAGAAAUCGUAACAUAUCAUCUCGAAUCAUCAAAAGUUAACAUUUCAAAUUAUUUUUAA